CAAAUCCAGAAGCAGCAAUAAGGAAGAAGAAUUGUAUUGUUACAGAAAGCGCUAUGGAUUUUGCCAUUACGAGUCAGAAUCCAUUGUCAACCACGACAAUAACCAGCGCGUUGUUUUCUAAUAAAAAAUCUGCAAAUUUUAGGGUUUUCACUGUUAGAUGUUCUUCUAAAACCCUCUCCUCUGAUGGUACACCCUCUGGUCUUGUUGAAAGACCAUGGAAGGUAGCAGAUGCUAGACUUGUUCUCGAAGAUGGUUCAAUUUGGAAGGCCAAAUCAUUUGGUGCUUCUGGAACCCAAGUUGGAGAAGUUGUUUUUAAUACAUCUUUAACUGGGUAUCAGGAGAUCCUUACAGAUCCCAGUUAUGCGGGCCAGUUUGUCUUGAUGACUAACCCUCAUAUCGGGAAUACUGGCGUCAAUUUUGGCGAUGAAGAAUCGAUGCAGUGCUUUCUUGCAGGAUUAGUCAUUAGAAGUUUAAGUAUCAGCACCUCAAAUUGGAGAUGCAAAGAGACACUUGAUGACUAUUUGGCUAAAAGGAACAUCAUGGGUAUAUAUGAUGUAGACACUCGUGCAAUUACGCGAAGAUUGAGACAAGACGGAAGCCUCAUUGGAGUCCUGAGCACGGAAAAUUCAAAAAGUGAUGAAGAACUUCUCGAAAUGUCUCGUACAUGGGACAUAGUGGGUGUGGAUUUAAUCAGUGGUGUUUCAUGCAAAUCUCCUUAUGAAUGGGUUGAUAGAACAGCCUCAGAUUGGGAUUUUAAUGAUAAUGGAAGAAAUAAAGAAACUUUUAAUGUUGUUGCAUAUGAUUUUGGAAUCAAGCAUAAUAUACUUCGGCGCUUAGCAUCCUAUGGCUGUAAAAUCACUGUUGUUCCUUCAACAUGGCCAGCGUCUGAAACUCUAAAAAUGAAACCUGAUGGGGUUCUCUUCAGCAAUGGGCCAGGAGAUCCCUCUGCAGUUCCCUAUGCAGUUGAAGCAGUAAAAGAACUUAUUGGAAAAGUUCCUGUUUUUGGCAUUUGUAUGGGUCACCAGUUACUUGGUCAAGCAUUGGGGGGUAAGACAUUCAAAAUGAAAUUUGGUCAUCAUGGAGGAAAUCAUCCAGUUCGAAACCUUCGAAAUGGCUGCGUCGAGAUCAGUGCUCAGAAUCACAACUAUGCUGUUGACCCUGAGUCUCUUCCAGAAGGUGUAGAAGUGACUCAUGUAAAUUUAAAUGAUGGAAGUUGUGCUGGUCUUGCCUCCUUUAAAAUGAAGCUGAUGUCACUUCAAUACCAUCCCGAAGCAUCUCCAGGGCCUCAUGAUUCAGAUCCUGUAUUUGGGGAAUUUAUACAACUUAUGAAGCAAGAAAAAGUGACGGCAUAAGCCAAUUGC
This is a messenger RNA of Nicotiana tabacum (common tobacco), 1361 nucleotides long. RefSeq names its product carbamoyl phosphate synthase small chain, chloroplastic. Gene Ontology annotation, molecular function: carbamoyl-phosphate synthase (glutamine-hydrolyzing) activity. The record is from RefSeq and is a predicted model, not a curated record. Gene Ontology annotation, biological process: L-arginine biosynthetic process; 'de novo' pyrimidine nucleobase biosynthetic process; L-glutamine metabolic process. Gene Ontology annotation, cellular component: cytoplasm; carbamoyl-phosphate synthase complex. Lineage: Eukaryota; Viridiplantae; Streptophyta; Magnoliopsida; Solanales; Solanaceae.